UUUAGCUUUCAAAUUCAAAUGUCUGUCAUAAAAAAAUCAACAACGGUUGUCGUGGUUACAGUUUGUUUAUAUCGGAAAUCUUUGAAUUAAUCCGAAUUUAACAGAAAACACAUUAUUAAAAAAGUAUUUAUAUACAAUGGAUUCAGUAACAAGUACAGACAAUGUGUGUAUGGACAUAAAAAUGACCCAAGAGAACAUGUUGCUUGAAAUAAUACGAGAAGUGUGUAGUGAAAAUAAUAAAUUGUCUGAUAAACUGAAGGGCAAAGUGAACAGGAUUAUUGCUGACUGCGACCUCUCAUAUUAUUCUAGUCUACACAGGCUGAGUACGGGGGAUGAGAGCACUGCUACAGUAUUAGGUUUCAUGCACCAAACAGCAGCAGAGCUAACAUUUGAUGAGCAGUCCGAAUUCAACCAAGCAGUGCUUCACAAAAUACAAACAAAACUCCCCGCAUUAACAGCAGAGCUAGAACAUUUAAAACAAUCAACUACCAGUAAGAAACCUCUAAGUGAGGAAAAGAAGGAACUUCAAGAUAGUAUUGAUGAGAAACUAAGUACUCUCGAAGAGCAGGAGAGUGAGAAAGUGGAGUUGAUGAUGGAGUGGCUCAACCAUAGGCUCCGAGAUGUUACGAAGUUCAGUCAUGAUUCCAGUGAGCUUUUGACUUUGAAGACUAAGAUUCUGGAUUUGAAAUCUAAAAUUCUUCACCUACAAAUACUGCAGAAUAUCUUCACUGAAACAAACCAGUCUAUCAAAGCGUAUGGUGAGAUACACAAGGAUAUGAAAGACGCCAUUAAAGAGACUGAACUGAGGAUCAAAAACUUCAGAAGUAUCAUAGACAGCGAUGCAUAAUAGUUAACAGUACAAAAACAUAUGAGAACUAUAGGGUGGUUCGUCAUUGGAUCAUUGUAGAAUUUGGUGACUGUAGUUCUCGCCAAAUAUCUUUGCGUUUUUGAAGUUAGCCUUUGACGCCUUGCGCGUUUCUUCAUACAGAGCAUAUCGACAGCCUUUACUUGAAAGAAACAGGCUAUUAACAUCUCAAUUGUAAAAAAAUAACCAAACAGCACCUACUGUAUGUGUGAGUUUUCCAAUGCCUAACUUCAGAAAUGCAAAGUUAUUUGGCAAGAACUAUUUUCGCUUACAGCUAAAAAAGUGUAGGUAGGUGUAGGUGUCUAUACCACCAUGCACUUGGUUGGUUCACAAUACAACCGACUUUUGGGUGUUCGAAGAUUGUUUUUCUGUGUUCAUGCCAAUGUAACAUGGGCCUAUCCACGACGCACAAACUAGUCGUUAUUAUUUUAAGAUGGAUGAUUCUAUUUUAUCAUAUAUCAAAACAAAAUUAACUGGCUCGACUAUUUAUUAAAAGCUCUAUACAUCUUUUUGUCAUACGAAGAUUUCAAUAUGCUCUCGUAACUUAAUUCAGUUUAAAAAAUACGGACUACGUAAAUUAUUCUUUACCUGCGAAGACAGGGAUUUAUUUGUUUUUGUUAAUUAUUGUUUCUAAUAUUUCGUAAUAAAUGCCGUUUAUUAAUUCAUCAUGGAA
Molecule: messenger RNA, 1538 nt
Organism: Helicoverpa armigera (cotton bollworm)
Lineage: Eukaryota; Metazoa; Arthropoda; Insecta; Lepidoptera; Noctuidae
Exons: 3
Coding region: 137-847 (236 amino acids)
Source: RefSeq, a predicted model, not a curated record